UUGAUUAAUUACAGGUUACUGCCCAAGAUGUGUCCACAAUGCUGCGAUGUGGGCAGAACUCCAUCAUCUUCUUGAUAAACAAUGGUGGCUACACCAUUGAAGUUGAAAUCCAUGAUGGGCCUUACAAUGUGAUCAAGAAUUGGAACUACACUGGAUUGGUUGAUGCGGUCCGCAAUGGAGAGGGCAAGUGUUGGACUACAAAGGUGGUUUGUGAAGAAGAUCUGAUUGAAGCAACAAAGACCGCAACCGGAGCUAAAAAGGAUUGUUUUUGCUUUAUUGAAGUGAUGGCUCACAAAGAUUAUACAAGCAAAGAAUUGCUCGAGUAG
Molecule: messenger RNA, 326 nt
Organism: Helianthus annuus (common sunflower)
Lineage: Eukaryota; Viridiplantae; Streptophyta; Magnoliopsida; Asterales; Asteraceae
Product: pyruvate decarboxylase 3
Exons: 2
Coding region: 39-326 (95 amino acids)
Molecular function (GO): carboxy-lyase activity
Source: RefSeq, a predicted model, not a curated record